CUGUAAGUCUUUAGAUUGAGUCAGUAGGUGUGUCAAUCAGGGGGAGUAGAGUCUAAAUGGUAGUGGAACCGUUGUCUGGUGGUGCACCUUUCACCAUGGUUGACACCCGUACUGGGAAGAGUACUGCCCCCUCUGAGGCCGAGCAGGCCCGGAUUGCCGCCCUUUUGAGAGAGAAGAAAGAGAAGGAGCUCCUGAAGCAGGCGAAGCUCAAGGCCAUUGAGGAGGAGCAGGCAGCGAAGAAGAAGAGAUUGGAGGAAGAGAUGCUAAGAUUUCAAAAGGAAAAGAUGAUGAUGUUAGAGGGAGAGGAGGAGGAAAGAAGAAGGGCUGCAGAAGAAGCAGCAGCAGCAGAAGAGGAAGAAGAAGAAGAAGAAGAACCCCUUGAAAGAAGACGUGGAGAACAGAGAGGGGAAGCAAGUGGUACGAAGGAGGAGGACAGAUGGAGGGAGAAGAAAAUUAGUGAAUGGGUGGCUAACUUAUCUUUGGGAGAAGAUGAAGAGGCACAGUUAUAUGUGCCCCAGGAGGCGAGGGAGGCGUUUGCCAGGGCCCUGGAGCUGAUAGAGGAUCCCCUGGAACGCCAGGCGACAGAGGAUGAGAAAAAGUUGGAGUGGAAAUUGAAGAUGAUGAGAGAAAAGAAGAGAAGGAGGGACAAAGCCAGCAGAAUAGCCGGGGAGGUUGAGCGAGUGCGAACCGGCAGGCAGGAGCUACAGGCCCAAACAGAGGUUUCUGCCAAGUUAGAUAAAGAUGACGGGCUUCUUGGAAUGACAUUUCAGCGAUGUAUGAACGAUUUGUUUAGGCCUUGGUUAGAUAGAUUUGUCGUAGUGUAUCAUGACGACAUCUUAGUUUUCAGUAGGACCCUCCAAGAGCACCAGGGUCAUUUGAGGCAAGUCUUGGAGAAGCUCAGAGAGGCUAACUUCAAGAUCAAUGCAAAGAAGUGUGGGUGGGCCAAGACACAAGUUUUGUACUUGGGCCACGUGUUAAACGGAGAUGGCAUUGAGCCUGAGGACAAUAAGAUAGCGACGAUUAGAGAUUGGCCGACGCCCCGCACAUUGACAGAGUUGUGGUCGUUCCUAGGCCUAGCUAACUACUAUAGGAAGUUCGUGAGGAACUUCUCGACUAUCGCCGCUCCCCUACGCAGGUUGCUCAAGAAAGAGGCAAUCUGGCAGUGGGAUAAAGACUGUACGUCUGCGCUAAAGAAGUUAAAGCGCGCGUUAAUAGAGUAUCCUAUGCUCAAAGUAGCGGAUACGUCCUUGCCAUUUGUCGUCACCACGGACGCGAGUCGGUAUGGUAUAGGCGCCGUGUUACAACAAGACGACGGCAAUGGCUAUAGACCCGUAGAGUUCAUGUUCGCGAGGAUGCCCUGUGAGAAGGUCGCUACCUCCACGUACGAGAGAGAACUCUACGCUCUCAGGCACGCUUUAGAGCACUGGAAGCAUUACCUGCUUGGGAGGCACUUCGAAGUGUACUUCGACCAUGAGACUCUUAGAUGGUUGAAGACACAGGCCAAGAUGACACCCAAGUUGACUAGGUGGGCCGUUGAGAUAGACCAGUACGACUUUGAGCUCAAGCCAGUUAAGGGCAAGUACAAUGUAGUUGCGGAUGCUCUGAGUAGAAGAACUUACCGGAUCCCUGACGACGUCAAGUUCUGAGUGAAGGGAUCCGAUUGUUCUCUACGCAAGCUAGUAGCUUAGAAGCAUGGAAACUGGAUCCUUCCCGUACUCUAGCACAAACUCUCUAGUGCCCGGUGGUAGUCUUUGAAUUGAUCAAGAUUCAGAUAGUAGAUCGGUCGUCGAGGAAGCCACCUCUUGUGCAAUUUGUUCAGUGUGCAUGACAUGGCAAUAUCAUGUAACUGAAUGAAACUCACUUCACAAC
Molecule: messenger RNA, 1869 nt
Organism: Chara braunii
Lineage: Eukaryota; Viridiplantae; Streptophyta; Charophyceae; Charales; Characeae
Source: the annotation of a GenBank genome assembly